AAGAAGUACACUGAUGACCACGAGUGGAUUUCCAUCGAAGGUGACGUUGGUACCAUCGGUAUCACUGAUUAUGCUCAAAAGGCCUUGGGUGAUGUUGUCUUCGUCGAAACUCCCGCUGUCGGCGAUGCUGUUGAAAAGAAAGAUCAAAUUGGUGCUGUUGAGUCCGUCAAAGCUGCCAGCGAUAUCUACACGCCUAUCACUGGCGAGGUUGUCAAUGUCAACGAGGCUUUGGCCGACGAACCCUCCUUGAUCAACACCAGCCCUGAAGAAGAUGGCUGGUUGGCCAAGAUCAAGUUGUCGAACCCUGAAGAACUCGAGGGUCUCAUGGACGAGAAAGCUUAUGCUGAUCUCUGUGCUGCUGAAGAAGACCACUAA
Molecule: messenger RNA, 375 nt
Organism: Zychaea mexicana
Lineage: Eukaryota; Fungi; Mucoromycota; Mucoromycetes; Mucorales; Lichtheimiaceae
Product: glycine cleavage system H protein
Exons: 4
Biological process (GO): protein lipoylation; glycine decarboxylation via glycine cleavage system
Cellular component (GO): glycine cleavage complex; cytoplasm; mitochondrion
Source: RefSeq, a predicted model, not a curated record